UAACAAAACAUGUGCAGGAUGAAAACAACAUCCUCAUGGGUUGGCACCUGGAGCUCGCCGCUGCUAUCAGGCCCUUCUCAACACUACAACCGCCAAUCGUACACUGCCAGAUAGCCAUGCUCGCCAUACCCGCGGACGUCCUUCUGCAAGUCUAUGAAGCCACGAUGGGAGAAUCUCCAUUCCUGAUUGAGAAUAUAUUAUUCAGUGACUGGGCCUCCCUCGUUGCCAUCAUGCAGAACAAGCCGCACGAACUGGAUGACAAGAUCCGUGAGUUUGCAAGCAAUAUCACCGAGGUAUGCAGGAAGUCAGAAAUUGAGAAUAGAGAGUUGAACCUCAUCAUUGCCAAAGCCGAGAAGAUCAUCCUUGAUCUACAUGGCUAUGAUACUGCGCACCUUGACUCUGCCGGACAGGUUUCCAUCGCUGAAAGAAACGAAACAUUUAUGGAUGCAUACAUUAACCGAAUGUCGCUUUCACAGGCCGAGCUAAAGUACCUCAAGAAGAAGGAAGCAGAACGGAGGAAAAAUGCGCACACCGAAAUCACUCCACUCACCAGGGAUGCUGGACACAAGUUUGCCAAGAACAACCCUUUCCUACCACUGGCAUCUAGCACUUGGAGAGAGAAAGCAGUACAAUGUGUCAACAAUCGCCUGUGGAAGCUCGACACUUUCAACUAUACUGCAACGAUUAUCGUAGAGGCAUACAUGGAGUUUGUCGGGCUCACUGACCCAGACAUAGAUAACUGUCGAGCUGCAGCAAGGAACGGUACGAUCUACUUCCCGGCUACAAGAGGAGGUUUAGACGCAAACUUCCCUCCAAUCGCCAAACUCGAGAAAGGAAAAUGUCUGAAGAGACCUCUGCUGCACCAGAAGGGCAUCCCGAAGUUCCCAGCAGACCUGUCCGAACUCAAGAAGCUCUGGGAUGCUGGAAGACCCUACCUGAAAUGCACAUGCCCCAGAUGCGAAAAGAAUCUCACCUGGUUUGACCAUACGAUAUGGUAUGUCCUUGGCAACCUGGACAAGAUCGAUCCGCACGCGCCUAUCGACAAAAUCAGGAUGCUGGAAUUCCAAGCUCUCCUCCAUACAACAUGGAGUAAACCAAUCAUGGCGCAAAUCUCCUUCAUCUUCAUGAGGGAGUACAUGAUCAAGAUUGUCCACCUACUCACCGAAAACAGAGUCAUUUCAGCCAAGGAGAUCCUCAACUACGAAGACUUCAAGAACGUACCAUUUGGACACAAGUUCACCGCCGAGCUCCUACCGAACGCUGAAGGUCUCCUUGCACAGUCAGCCAGCAGACGAAGUCAACCAGACAUCGAAGACAACUAACUGAGAAGAUGCUGACUGAUGAGGAUCGACAGCACACCGUCUUCAACUGUGACACUC
This is a messenger RNA of Chara braunii, 1379 nucleotides long. The record is from the annotation of a GenBank genome assembly. Lineage: Eukaryota; Viridiplantae; Streptophyta; Charophyceae; Charales; Characeae.